Cryptotermes secundus is the source of this 1931-nucleotide messenger RNA. RefSeq lists its product as uncharacterized. Lineage: Eukaryota; Metazoa; Arthropoda; Insecta; Blattodea; Kalotermitidae. The transcript has 3 exons. The record is from RefSeq and is a predicted model, not a curated record. Bases 299 to 796 code for a protein of 165 amino acids.
AGAAUCGAUAUAUUUCCUAUUGUUAUUUAUUAAUUUAUCGAUAUCAACACCUAUAUUCUGUAUCGAUCACUGUGGGCUUUAUCACGCGAUUAUGUUGAUAUCAAUGAAAUUGUGAGCGAGUGAUGAUGUGUGUUGGUUUAUCAGUGUUUACUUGACAGCGUGACCGGCAGGCAAACAAAACAGCUCAGCAAUGAAAUUAACACCCAGUACUAGUUCAGGAGUGCCAUUGCUAGUGAGUAUGUUACCAGUGACAGAAAUUACCCGGAAAUAAAUCUCUGUUGCGGAUAACUGUAGUGACAUGGCUGAAACAGACGUUAUACGACCUCUGGGCGUUGUCGAUGAAAGGCGGAGAUACGGUGUGUUCCACUGGGGCCUUCUAGUCUCGGGCCUUCUGCUUCUUCUGACAGUGGUGGUGCUAGCUCUGGUGCUGUUCGUUGAUGUCGGUAACACUGCGCUGGUGCUCUCCGUCCUCGUGGCCUGUCUCAUAGCCGUGGGUAUAUCGGCAUGCAUCUUUCUGGAGUGGUUGCACCGACGAGCACUCAGGCGACGGGACGACGGUGCCAAGGCGUGGAUACACCACACGAUCAAUGAGAACCAGUUGGCUCUAGCAGAGGAACCGACGCCAAUACCAGAGCCCAACGCCCCCUCACUUACACCACGCUCGUCCUGGAUUCACUGGGCGCCAUGGAAGUCACCGCGCAGUACUGGUCCGCCAUCUUCCCGGAGCACUGCUCCAUCAUCUUCACGGAGCACCGAUUCGCCAUCUUAUACUGCCGUGGCACGUAAUGGCAGAUAAUGCUACAGACAUCGAAACUAUCUGUUAACAAUCCAGAGUAGUGAAGCUGUCUCAGCUAUUAAAAAUGACAGCUUGGUUAAUAGGACCUAAAAAUAGGAUACUUAUCUCGCAGAGAAGUUAAACUUCAGUUCACAGUGAACACACAUGCACAGGGUACUUACGUUAUUUUAUUGGUUAUAAAAACAACAGCUUUUUUCACUGAUGCAUCGAAUGACUGGGUAUUUUCGCAGUACGAGCGGGAAUAUAUCAUUUGCAGAAAGAGGAACGCACGUAGACAUCAGUGAUGAAAUCAUACAUUCUCUCUUCUCAUUUUGUAUGCUAAAACAUGAGUUAAAAUGCAGUUGUGGGUCUAGAGUCGAACAGAGAAUCACCCGCUUUUCUGUCCUGUCGUAUAUGCAGUUAACAAACAACUUACGUCUAUUACAAGAAAUUCCUUAGGAGUUCUUAUUGAGCUGAGGAUAUGUGUUUUGUAUUCCUCAAGAUGUAAUGCUCUGAAGGGGUACUUCUAGUCAGAACAGAGCAUUCGCCACUGGUGGAGAGCUCUCUUAUUCCCCAAGAUGUAAUGCUCUGAAGGGGUACUUCUAGUCAGAUCAGAGCAUUCGCCACUGGUGGAGAGCUCUCUUAUUCCCCAAGAUGUAAUGCUCUGAAGGGGUACUUCUAGUCAGAUCAGAGAAUUCGCCACUGGUGGAGAGCUCUCUUAUUCCCCAAGAUGUAAUGCUCUGAAGGGGUACUUCUAGUCAGAUCAGAGAAUUCGCCACUGGUGGAGAGCUCUCUUAUUCCCCAAGAUGUAAUGCUCUGAAGGGGUACUUCUAGUCAGAUCAGAGAAUUCGCCACUGGUGGAGAGCUCUCUUAUUCCCCAAGAUGUAAUGCUCUGAAGGGGUACUUCUAGUCAGAUCAGAGAAUUCGCCACUGGUGGAGAGCUCUCUUAUUCCCCAAGAUGUAAUGCUCUGAAGGGGUACUUCUAGUCAGAUCAGAGAAUUCGCCACUGGUGGAGAGCUCUCUUAUUCCCCAAGAUGUAAUGCUCUGAAGGGGUACUUCUAGUCAGAUCAGAGAAUUCGCCACUGGUGGAGAGCUCUCUUAUUCCCCAAGAUGUAAUGCUCUGAAGGGGUACUUCUAGUCAGAUCAGAGCAUUCGC